AAAAAAAAAACAAAAAAAAAAAGGAAGAAAGAAAUUACUAUUAACAUAUCAGCUCUCCCGGCAAGGUGAGGACUGUUAGCUGGGAUCCCGCUUUCUGAGAAUUGUUUAACUCGUCACAACAGUUGCGUCGGUAUGGCGCAACAACCGGCGAUUGCGGAGGAGAACAGCUCCUCCGGCGACGUAACCGACGAUCCAAACAAGAGCGACAAGAAGCAAAACCUCGCAACCGAUCCGGAAUCCUUUAGUUGCGUGCUUCAACCUUCGCCCGCCGACUCCGAUCCUAACUACAUCGGAAUUCGCCGUCUGCUCCUCUUUCGCAAAGCUGAAUCUGGUGUUCUUCGCCGCAAGGACUGGAGAUGUAAUGGAAAAGGUUAUGUUGCCUACCGUAAUUACAUUAGCAGGCCAAGGAAUUGGGAGAGUUUGAUACCCAGCCAUUCAAGUACACCCGGAAACAGUGGCCGAUGGGUAUCAUCCUCUGGUCUUCUCUCCCAUUUCUUAGAAGUGGACAGCUGGAGUACGGGCAGGGAUGUGCGAAAUGGAAGCCAAGCACUUAGUCGUAGUAGCUCAAAUGUGAGCGAUGGCGAUUUCUCACGUAGAAGGUCUGAACCUGCAUAUUCAUUUGUUGGGAUGCAUUGCAUUUUUGACCAAUGCAAGGCCAUGGUUACUGUAAUAAAGUUUGGGCACACGAGUUCAGAUAUUCUUGCAUAUGGAGCCUCUGAUGGAAGUCUAACUGUCUGCAGUGUCGCUGUACCACCUUCAGUCAUCAAGCAAUUAGCCGGACAUUCUAAAGAUGUCACAGAUUUUGACUUCUCUACGAAUAACCAAUAUAUUGCCUCAUCCUCCAUGGACAAAACUGUUCGAGUAUGGGAUAUUCCGCAGGGCCUUUGCAUCAGGGUGAUUUAUGGUGUCUCUCCACAACUUUGUAUUCGGUUCCACCCAGUGAACAACAACUUUCUUUCUGUGGGCAACGCAAACAAAGAGAUCACUGUUUUUAAUUUCAGCACCGGGAGAACCAUUAGCAAAUCGAUAUUUGACAGUGAGGUUACUGCUAUGGACCAUGAUCACACUGGCCAGCUCAUAUUUUGUGGUGAUUCUCAGGGAUGUAUAUACUCAGUUACUAUGGAAUCCCGUACUGGUGCUUUAUCUCGGGCUCACCGUCAUCGGAGCACUAAUAAAAGGAAAUCUCCUGUGACAACAGUGCAGUAUAGAACUUUUUCUUUGCUUGCAAGAGGUCCAGUUUUGCUGACCUUUACUCGGGAUGGAAGUUUGUCUUUUUUCAGGUUCAACUGGAACAUAACUCAUUAUUCCUUAACUUCUUGUUUUGGCGUCUCAUGGUAAUAUCUACUUCCUCUGUAGUGUUUCGUUGGAGAUACAAGGAUAUUUAACUCUUCGAUGCUCGCUUAAGUUGGCUCCUCGACUUCACAGCAUUCGUGCUUCGUUCUGUCCUCUGCUUUCACUUGAAAAGGGUGAAUAUAUUGGUACGUGGUGAUUAAUGAACCUAAUGAUAUCCUUUACAUUGAUAAAAUGCCUUAGCUUUAUUAUGAGAACAUAAAGCAUUUCAAUGUAAGCAUAAGAAUCCUGCAACAGUUGCCUAUCAUGUGAUCCCUUUGGUUUGUUAACUUUAGUUCUGUUUAUGACAGUGUUGGUCCGAAGGCAAUAGGGAUGUAAAAACUUUAGCAGAUUAAAGUUCUUCAUGCUUCUUUGUAUGAACUAACCAGUUAACUGAAUCCGUGGUUAAAUUCAGUGUUUCUCAUUCCGCAUCUUUUCACAAAAACAUUUGGUGAUUUUAAAUGAAGUUUGUACUAAUGCAAAUCUAGCUUUACUGUUGAAUCGUGAUGAUGUUUUGUGAUUAAAUUUUUUGAUAUCGCAGUUGCUGGAAGUGAAGAUGCCAACGUGUACUUCUACGACUUAACACGACCCCGGCACACUUGUGUGAACAAGUUACAGGUGCAUCUCAGAACUUGUCAAGCAUUGUUGUCGAGUUUAUACUAAUUCACAAAUAAGUCUGAAAUCCUAACCCGGUCUCUGAUGGAUGCUUGUUACCUCAGGGUCAUGGUUACCCAGUAAUCGGAGUUGCGUGGAACUAUGGGGAGAACUUCCUGGCUUCUUCUGAUUUUGGUGGCACUGUAAUUGUGUGGAAGAGAGCAAAAACAGGAUAAAACAUUUUUGUUCGGCACUGAACUUUCUUCCAACCCGGUGACAGUCAACCCAAGUUACUAGAUGCGUAAUGAUAUUCACACCUUUCCCCUUCUCACUUAAGUGAUCGUCAAAGCUCAGAGUCCCAUUCUGUUGUUUGUAAAUGCGCCAGUUAUGAUGGGUUUCAGUCCAGAUGGGAUGAAAUUGGGAUUUUAACGUGGGCCCUGUUUGAGUUUCUCGCGAGCUCUCUCAUACAUGUUUCUAUAUGCCCAAUUAGGUAAUCAUUUUAUACAGGCAGAUAACAGGACGAUGAAUGCAGUUGGUUUUGGCCAAACAGUGUGUGUAGGAAUGUAUGGCAAAACAGCCUAUAUCCGAAAUACCCCCAGUUUUGAAUAUGUUAAAUUUUUUUUGAUUCCUACGAGCCCACCGUCAACAAAAAUGCCAAUAUUGUGUCACAUUCAGGAUGCGUUCAGCGGAAUGACUCGGUAUUUGAUUUUACAUGCACGAAAAAAAACACAAUAAAACGUGUUCGUGUCUCCUUCGUACGCAUUACAUUAGUCAUUGAG
Molecule: messenger RNA, 2702 nt
Organism: Oldenlandia corymbosa var. corymbosa
Lineage: Eukaryota; Viridiplantae; Streptophyta; Magnoliopsida; Gentianales; Rubiaceae
Source: the annotation of a GenBank genome assembly